Octopus sinensis (East Asian common octopus) is the source of this 707-nucleotide messenger RNA. RefSeq lists its product as uncharacterized. The record is from RefSeq and is a predicted model, not a curated record. The transcript is spliced from 3 exons. Lineage: Eukaryota; Metazoa; Mollusca; Cephalopoda; Octopoda; Octopodidae. The coding region runs from base 143 to 598 and encodes 151 amino acids.
GAUCGAGGCCAACUUUGAUAUAGACAACGCUCGUCUUUGCCUAAAAUGGUUGCAGCAGAUCUCUGGGGAAACCCCCAACAUCGAAUUGUCAGAUGAUAGACGUAAAGCGAUUGAUACAGCAUACGGUGCCCUUAAAGAUGGCAUGUAUCUUAUCAGAGCCGUGAACCUCGCUCUCCCACCUGAAGAAAGAUUAGACUUGAGCAAACGGACAUUUCAGCCAACAGACAGCGAGACAUUUCGUACGGCACGUGAGCGAGAACGAAUUGAGAUCUUCCUGGACAAAUGCCUGGAUGUCGGCUUGCUCGACACUAUGAUCUUCCAGAUCGAUUGUCUAUAUGAGAGGACAAACCUAUCGCAAGUGAUGUCAACUAUACGAACUCUUGGCAUUGAGGCACAGACGAAACCUUGGUACAACGCGCCAAUGGCGUUUCCGACUAAAUCCUCUGAAAUUAUCGAGAAACACGCCAUGAGGCCAGUGAAAAGCAAGAAACCUCCUGGACUCGGCAUUGGUAUAGAGUUUAACAAAGCAAAAUGCAAGGAGCCACGAGUACAACAGCAUCCGGUGCAGGAUUAUAGCGACUACUCACACUACGAAUGAAAUCACCAUAUUUCUAGCUCACUUCUGUUCCCUUGAAAUACUCAGCUACUGCCUCCAUUGUUGUGCCUAUAAAAUAUCGCCACGAUCGCCUUCACAAUUAAAUGAACAA